Messenger RNA from Dermacentor andersoni, 7462 nucleotides. It is a transcript of the gene Gli, whose product is annotated as carboxyl ester lipase-like protein Gli. The record is from RefSeq and is a predicted model, not a curated record. Lineage: Eukaryota; Metazoa; Arthropoda; Arachnida; Ixodida; Ixodidae.
GCGUACGUUAAAGGCGUGGUUCGUUGGGUUCACGUUGUCGCGGGUGCGGCGGCCCUUCCUGUUUAGUCAGCAUCGAUAUGCCUCCAUAGUGUCGGGCGCGCGGCUAUGAAUCGGGCGGGACGACUGUGCUGAACCGUACGAUGAGGCGCGGCGGCGGAGCCGUUGGUGCCGCCGCGCUACCCGUUGCACUUUUCCUACUGUCUGCGAUCGGGCCGUGGUCGGCGUGCCAUGGGCAGCAGUGGAAAAAUGACCCAAACCGGAGGUAUCCCGAUCCAGUGACGCCGGACUUCUUGCCUCGGAACCGAGCCCCGCCGGGUCCCACGCUGUACCGUGCCGACCUGAGGCCGUCCGGACUGUACGAGCGGACGGACGAUUUCCAAAGGUACAGCGAUGCACGGUGCUCGAUACGACCGACCUCGACGCCGACCAUGUACAGAACAGCAAAGACUCCGAUCGGUGUUUUUACGGGAAGGAUCGUCUACCUCUGCGACCUUCCCGAGUUCACGCGCACCGACCAACGGCCGGUGGCGCAAGGCGGCAUCGACCACUGGAACGACAGGCUGGAGUACCCCUCCAGCGCGGUGGCCUACCUGGGCAUUCCGUACGCCCAGCCACCGCUCGGACACAACAGGUUUAAGGAACCUCAGGCUCAUGGUCCCUUGGGAAAUGUGCAAGCCCUGAAUUUCAGGGACUCGUGCAUACAACAUAUUGACUACAAAGGUCAACACAUGGGCGUCCCCUCUACCAGCGAAGAUUGCCUCUACCUUAAUAUCUACACACCUAAUCUGGCCGAUGUGAACCGUAAUUUUGCUGUCAUGGUGCACAUACAUGGUGGUGAAUUCGAUCAUGGGUCUGGAAAUUUGUUUCCUGGUCACAUGCUGGCUGCUUCACAAGAGGUUGUUGUGGUCACCUUCAAUUAUCGUCUAGGUGCUUUAGGGUUUCUGGCAACGGGGGAUGGUGCUUCACCAGGCAACUAUGGUCUGCUGGAUCAAGCGGCUGCUAUUCAGUGGGUGCGAGACUACAUUGCAGGCUUCUCCGGAGACCCAUCUCGUAUCACCCUGUUUGGUCCAGGUGCUGGAGCCGCCAGCGCUGGCCUCCAUUUGGUCCAUCAGAUGAGCAGACGCAAUCUGGCCUUUCAGCGGGUGAUUGCUGCUGGCGGAUCGCCGGUGGCCGAGUGGGCCUUGGACCAAGACCCUAUACGCAUGCGCAACAUGAGCUGGCUGUAUAGUGAGAAGGUGGGCUGCUAUGGCGACAGCACCUGGCGCCUACUGGACUGCCUGCGCAGCAAGGGGAACAGCAGCUCUGAAUUCACUUUGGCUACUGUCGAGCCAACAGUUGGACGUCUACCGUGGGGACCCGUCCUGGACCGUCACACACGUUCAGACAGCAUUGUGUCCGUGUUCCCAGAAGACUACCUUCGAGACCUCGCACCUGAGGAGGCCCAUCUGUUUAGUAGCCAGGUGGCGUACAUGACUGGUGUCACACGUGAUGAGGCAUCCUACAUUGUCAAACAAGACAGAGAGCUCAAGAGCAACCGUUACGUCAUGACACCAGACACAUUUCAAAUGUACCUGAAACGCUACGCCCGCCAGUUCAACUACUCGCUCAACGAGGAAGCUGCCAUCAGUGCCUUAUCCUUCAUGUACACUCCGUGGAGUGAUCAGGACAAUCAGACCCUCCUGAUGAGGGGAUACGUCGAUAUGCUCUCGGACUCCUACUUUGUGGCCCCUCAUGACAAGGUGAUGAAGCUUCUGCUGAAUAAAGGUUUUCGUGUCUAUGCUUACGUGGUGAACUACACUCUUGAGAGCUAUCCUAGGUUGCAGUAUGGCAGACGCAUCUAUGAUUGGGAUGGAAUACCACAAAGCAUGGUCGACCUGAUGGUAUCUGGUGCGCCAUUCAUGGACCCAAAGUUCUACCCGGAUAACCUGGAACUGAAUGACGUCCUCUGGAGUGAGGGAGACCGCAACAUGAGCCAGCUGUUUAUGCAGGCCUGGGCAAACUUUGCCAAAACUGGAGACCCAAUGGGGGGAACCUCCUUGUUUGGCUCCAUCCGCUGGGAUCCUGCAACGCGGGGUCUGCUACAGUACCUGUGCAUCAAUGGCACAUACUACGAGGCGCUCAACUCCUCGAGUUUCAUGCUGCGUGACUACCGCCAGAAGGAGAGCCAGUUCUGGAACGCUUACUUGCCCGAGCUGGCCCUCCGUCCAGCACCUACGUGGCCGCCCUGGGACGAGCCACUGCUGCGGGAGAACCGCCUCGUCACCGCCUCUCUCUGGGGCGUCACGGCCUUUGCCUGCCUCCUGCUCAUAUUGACAGUGGUUGCGUGCUGCUGCUACUGCAAGGCUGCUAGCCGUCAUCUGGUUGACGAAGAUGAUAUUCCGCACGCCUCAAUGCAUUCCCUGACGGAGAGUACCUCUAGCAUAAGAAGAAUGGAGUUCAAAAACAAAUACGCUUCACCUGAAGAUCAAGGAGAGCUAAGGUCUCUCAAGAACACCAGUGUGUGAAAGUCACCGGCACAGGCAGCACAGUGUGUUCUUGCAAUAUUGAAGUCUCUGUGCCUUCUACUAGUGGCAGGCAGGGUAGGGGCAGUCCAAAUGAAUUGGUUCGGAAGAGAGCGCUUUGUCAAUUCCCUUGUGCCGAUCAUUUUGAAAGUCGUCUCGGCUGACUGCCACUUUCAUCCGAACACAGCCAAGUGAAGCUGCCAACCCAAUCGAGAGCAGGUGUUGGAAGGAAUCGUUGACGCAUACCACACUACAAGAAUCACCCUUGGCAGCAGUGUGCAAGGUCACAAAUGUGGCGCAAUAUCUAGAACAUUGUGAAUGGUGUUUCAAAGCUGUGUUUCCCAUGAAAAUGCGACUGUGCUCAGCCUGUAUUGAACACACUAGUGUUGUAGGUUGGUAUUUCAGUUGUUCUAUACUGGCGGCUCCAUUGCGUGUUAACAUACAUGCAACCGCAUGUAAAACAUGCGAGACAAGCGUUCGACACUAACAGAGUUGUUAAUUUCCCAUGAUCGAUUUCACACUUGUAAACAUUGGUCACACAGGCCACGUACGGGCCACUUAUUGGUAACAUACUGGUUGUGUGUUUGUAGCUACAUAAGUUAAGAUGAGGACUAGAUUAUAAAUGAAAGCAUUGUUAAAAGAAAUCUAAAGAAUGCCACCUUUAAUCAAUUGGGCUGUGGUGCCCACAAUAGAGUUUGUGGCUUCUACUUGAACUCAAAGGAAGCCAUAUGUGUCAUUUCUCUAUGAUCUCGAAACUGAAAGUCAGAACGAGGUGAGCUAUUACUACCCGCAGCUUUUGUGAACGUUAUGUGCAGUGUUUUUAUUUGAGAAGAGUUGAAUGUUGUUUGUGAACUGACAUUCCAUGGCUCACAAGGUGGACGUGAACAGUGUUGUCAUAGUAAGCAGAUUAGAACCAUUGGGUAGUACACAGAGUCAAAAGCCACCGGCAUGUGUGGUGUUAGGUUUUUAGUGUUACCUAAUUCAGGUCUUGAAAUUCUAUGAAAAAAAGAUGGAUAAAAGUCCACGUCACCCUUUAAAUACAGAUUUUGUGGUGACACUUGGAAGCUGCAUCAUUUUACAGCUACUGCAAAGGCAACAUUCACCAAUGUACAAAUGAACUGUUGUGUGUGAUCUAAAUGAGGAGUGCCUGUGGUGCGUUUUGUAAAGAGGUCCAUACUGUUUUCUGCUUUCAUUCACUGCCAAUGAACAAAGCUAUGUAUGUGUGCUGUCAUAACCUUCGCAUGCAAAUGUUCAGUAAAUAUAAUUGUGAAAGCCCCACAAACUUCCAUGACGAAGUUCAGGAGCAAGUGCGCUGUCAAUCAAGCGUGCUUGUAAGCACGGAAACACAGGCUAACCAAUUCUGUGCUCUGUAUCACUAAACCCGAGUGAUUAUCUUAGCAGCGCUUCCAGCCAUGUGAAGCUACGACAGUGCCCAACUGCGGUCAGACUGCUUAAUUACUGAGGUGACAAAACAAGUGUACUGCUAAGAUUGGUUUAGUCUCUGUAUACAUAACUUGCCUUACCGAUAUCACCUAUUGCUGUGAAAUGUUCAGUACAUUGCAAGAAGUUUUCACAUUCCGUCCGUCCACUAAGCAGAGGGCAUGAAAAGGCCACCAUAUCUCCAUGAGGCACCUAUUAAUUCCAUCUGUUGAAAAUUUAGCCCUAGCUCAUUUCGUCAUUAACUCGCCAUCAUUAAAUACACACAGGAGCAAAACAGAUUAAUGUUCUUGAAUGUUUUGUUACGUCCACAAAUGGAUUCCACAGCUGAAGACUCACCGUAGGGCUUAUUUUCUGUGGCGUUCUGUUGCUGAGCAUAAGGUCACAGAUUCAAUUACCUGCUGCGGGGUCACAAUUCCAGUUGGGGCAGAAUACACGAAUGUUUGCUUAGACUUAGAUCUGCGUUAAAGAACCCCUGGAUUCUCUAAAUUAUUCAGGAGCCCCCCCCCCCCCCCCCCCCCUACUACGGUAUCCCACACUGCCCACGUGUUGCUUUGAGACAUUAGAGGACCCCUAAAUCUCUCUCUGAACUCUAAAAUGUGUUAUAUAGGGGCAGCACCAGUCUACAGUGAACAUAGAGCCUUAAAUAUUUUUCAAAAUGUUACCGCAAUAGCAGAGUUUCAGGUAUUUAGUGGGCGACUAGGCAGGCACCAAGGUUUCCCACUCGCCUUCCCUGCCGUUCCCAUGGGUGCUGUCUCUCCUUCUCGCACCCCUGACUCUGUGCAAUGCAGCAAAAGCUGUCGAUUGCGUCAGCCACCCAGAAUAGAGAGCCGGAAGGUCUCCCCCACUGUCUACCACUGAUUGCCCUCAGUGUGACACCAUCUAAAUGGAAGGUGUGCAGAUGGAUCAGCAGUGCACAAUGCCCUCCCCCCACCCCCUUUCCCAUGUCUUGUCAGAAAACACAGCUGGCUUUCGUUACAUUGACACUCUUCACCCUCGUCAACCAACCAAAUGACAGCUGUCACCCUGUUGACGUCACAUGCGUGACCUUUUUCACAUCACGGCUUGUGGAGGAGGGACCAGAAAUGUCCAGAGUAUGGGAUUGUUUUUUUUUUAAUUUGUGACUUCCCCACAGUGUGUGCUGCCAUGUUCGUCCAAGGUGAUUGUCACAGCAUGGUGUACACAAUGGGCAUGUUUGUUUAAAAUGUGUUCAGAAUGUCAGAAGUGGUUUACUGCCUUCUAAACCUCAUAAAUUUAUUUCAUUCCAUGUCCGAGUUCUUAAAAAUAACCUGAGGUGCGAAGACAGUAUACAAACUAUUUCACAUUUCUUGCAUGAGAAACAGCAGGCCACUUGAGAAAUUGUCCUAGUAUGCAUCAUUACUCCAAAGAGAAAGAAAAAAAAAGAGGAAACACUACACGAGAACAUACUGGGAUGCAGCAGUCAUGGCUUUCAACUCUUGUCUCUUGACAGACUAGGAACAUACUGAUUUCUGGAGCAUCAGAUAUUCCUGAAGGUGUAUUUCAAACAUCUUUCUUCCAUUCAUGCUUAUGAUACUAGGGCAUGUGCUAUUGUACACACGGUGCCUGAAGAAUAUAUUAAUGAUGCCUUUUAUGUCUCAGGGCAGCUUCGCAGUCGUUUCAUAAUAUGGCCGCGAAAGGUGUCGGCAGUGAAGAUGCUGCCCUUUAUGAACUGCCUUAGCUGCUGUAGUACUACCUUCAUUGCAUAUCGUAAAGCAAAAAUAUGCUGUCUUGGCCCUUGUUCAAAUCAAACACUUAAUUUAUUUUACUCAUCCAUUCCACAGUGAAGUGAAAGUGCAUUCAUUUCAUUCUUUCAUUCUAUAAGCAGAGAGCUGUAACAAUUUGUGAGCCUUUAGUCCACACAUAUUUCUGCACCUAACAGUCGUUCUUGCAAUAUGCAAUGUUUUGUAUCAUUGCUGCCAGGUUUUUUUUACCUCUCUAUGUGGAGUGCCAUGCUUCUUUACAGAUUCACAUCUUUGUGGUCUCAUUUCAGAAGGUCUUGUUUUGCCUGAGGUCUUUUGUGCAUGCACAUGUCAUAGUAAUUACCAUAUUUACUUGUCUAAGGCCCAAACUUCCUUUUCUUGAUCUUUAUCAGCUAUGGUCCUUACACAAGGCAGGCUUACGACUCGCUGCACUCAGACUGCAGUGCAAAUAAAUGCGACUACUGGCUGUCGACUAUAAAUGCAAUCACAGUCACUGACUGAUUUUUCGUACAUGGACUAGUGCCAUCUUGUAGCAACUUGUGGGAAUUAACCAGCAUGAAAGUAUGCGUCACACAGUGAAACCUUUUUUUUUUCCAAGUUUUCGCACUCAGAAGUGUGGGCCUUACACGAGUAAAUACGAUAUGUGCAUGGACAAAAUGGUGCUAAAUACUGAAAAACUGUCAAACAUCAAAUGAAAGUAAAAAAAAUGUCUUGAACAAUUGAAAAACAAUUAAGGAAACAAGGUAGUGCGGUAUUAGCUAGUGCUACCAAGUUAUAAAAGAAUCUUAAGAAUCAAUGUCUACUUUCAAGAAAGGCAGCCCUUAUGAAAGAUGCAGGAUAACCCAUGUUUGCCCACAAAAAUUGCCAACACUUUUUUGAAGUGAUAUAUAGCGACUUGAUCUGUUUAUCACAGUGUCAAUAUGUUUGAAUGACAUAUUUAUAGCUCUAAACAUCGAAUACGAUGGGAAAUAGCAUGAGAAUUUGACCUAUUUCAUGUUGUGUUUGAUCUUUUGCAUCGUAAGUAUUUCACAUAAAUCAAGCAACCAACUAACCCAGCCUCUUGCUCCAUUUGCUUCGAUUUUAUUGGCAGCAAAUUUAUGUCCACAUAAAAUUAGUUCUGUAGCGAAACACUACUUUUUACACAAAUCCCCGUGAAAUCCUGAAUGUCAAAGUAACCACAAAAUAUGAAAUCAAUUAUUCGCUCACUUCUAGUGAAAACAUUGUUCAGGACAAGGUGAAGUGCUCAUGCAAUUUUUGUGUGAAGUAUGUAGUUGCUUUUCAUCAACACUGCAUGAAUUCUCAUUUCUGUGAAGCCGUUUCCUUUUCUUUUUGUUGUUGUCUUACGACUCUGACCUGAAAGUGCUGAACUUCCCGCCAGGACAAUCUGUGCAGUAUUAGUGUUCUACACUACAUCAUUGACUGUGAAUGCAUAUUAUAAUACCGGUGACAUAGAAGUUAAGCUGCAUAAUUCAGCUUGCCAACUCUAAAUCAGGAAGUUUCCAAGCUCGCAGAUGAAAAAAAGAAGUCUUAACAGUGUGUUAAAUUUUGUCUGGCAACAUCAGCUUGCUGCUUUUUAUGUAGCCACCUGUGGCAAUUCCGCCCAUAGGCAAGUGUUGUGCAUGCUUCUAAGCACUGUUAGUAUUGACCAAUUCUACAAACUCUUUUAUACAAACUUUAUAUUUACUGUUUACAUUUUACAUGCAAAUCUUCUUGCUACGUCACUGGUACAGCACUCUUAUGCAAUUAGUGUGACCACUUCCAUUGUCAUUGUGCCCUUGAAUAAACACAUGUUUUUACAAUAUA